Molecule: messenger RNA, 7099 nt
Organism: Ostrinia nubilalis (European corn borer)
Lineage: Eukaryota; Metazoa; Arthropoda; Insecta; Lepidoptera; Crambidae
Exons: 13
Coding region: 195-5087 (1630 amino acids)
Biological process (GO): actin cytoskeleton organization; positive regulation of stress fiber assembly
Molecular function (GO): guanyl-nucleotide exchange factor activity
Source: RefSeq, a predicted model, not a curated record
ACGGUGGUGUCGACACGUGAUUAUUGUUUUGUUAAUCACUCGCGUGGUAAUUCGGGAAUCGUAUAAUUAACGUGGUACAUAGUGUCAAUGUUCAAGAACAUAACGUCAUUGAGGUGGCAUCGGUGUGUGGUUUUGAAAACAGAACCUUGGUCUCGCAGAGUUACGUAACACCGUGGAAUUAUAAUGGAAGCGUGAUGGAUGAAUUGUGGCGUGCUCUGAAACGGAACAGUGAUACGAUGAAGCGUUCCAAGAAAGCCGAUAAAAUUACUAAAAUUAAAAACAAAUUGAUAAAAAAGCAUAAAAUAAAUGAGCACCGAUCGGCGGGAGGCAGCUGGGAGGAGCCCGUGAGUGCCGUGAGGAACACUCCUCUUCGCCGCUCACAGAGGCUCAACUCCACCCUGGAUUCCAGGAGCACUGGCCAGUUGCGCAACACGCUCAGUCGCGCCCGUGAGUUAUGCGAGCGCUGGCGCAGCGGCGGAACGACGCCGACGCCGCCCGCCCAGCCGCCCGACGACGAGGGCGGGGGGCGGCUGGCCCGGUGGUUCAGCGUGCGGCGCGGCUCGGCGCAUCACUACGACAUGCACACGCACGAGUCGGACAAGAUGCCAAAACUGCCGGAGUUGGAGGAGGAUUUGUUCUCGUGCGGCGGGGAGGUGCGCGGAGGGCGGGUGCCGCCGCCGUCUCUUGGUCUGCCGCCGGACUGCCUCACGCCGGUCCAGCUACGCCGGCGGCACGUGGUCGCCGCUAUCAUACACAGCGAGAACUCCUAUGUGGCCACGCUGCAGAGGCUCGUCAACGACUACAAAAAGCCGUUAGAAGAGAGCAGUCCAGCGAUACUGAACGCCUGCAAGAUCCAAACAUUAUUCCACCGACUGCCUGACAUACUACAAUGCCACCUGCACUUCCGAACCGCACUGGCCGACUGUGCGCGCACGUGGGACCGCGAUGAAAAAAUUGGCGAGGUCUUUCUCAGCGCGUUUUCAAAGGCCGUCGUACUGGACGUGUACUCGGACUUCAUAAACAACUUCUCGGUGGCGAUGGAACUGGCCAAGAUGGAGUCCAAACGCAAGUCUGCGUUGGCUGACUUCUUCAAAGUGAAGCAGAUCAGUGCACAUGACAGGCUGUCGUUCUUUGGGUUAAUGGUCAAGCCGGUGCAACGGUUUCCACAGUUCAUCAUGUUCUUACAAGACCUCCUCAAACACACGCCUCCAGGACACGCAGACCGCGUGGCUCUGCAGAGGGCGCUGACACGGCUUGAAGCACUCGCGGAGGCCCUCAACGAGAGGAAACGCGACGCGGAAAGGACGCAGGCGUUCCGCGCGGCUCUCCGGCGGUUGACUCGAGGGGGUGUGACGGGGGCGGGCGGUGCGGGAGGGGCGGCGCGGUUCGGCGCCGCGAGGCUACUGGCCUCACGCGCUGACAGGAGGCAUCUGUUGAGGCAGGAUGACUUGGUGCAGUUGGAAUUCAACCAAUCAGGUGGAAUAUCCAAGUGCAAACCUCGUCGGCUUCUCCUUCUCAACGAUCUGGUGGUUUGCGUCUCUGUGGGCGCAGGUGGCGAUGAUGCCGAGAGACUGGGGCUCAAGUGGGCGCACCCUGUACAAGACGUUGACGUUUUGGACACGGGCACCUCGCCUACGCUCAGUAGGGUGCUCGCUCAAGGCAUGAACCGCAGCGGCAGUCUCCGCUCAAACUCAAGCGGCAACGUGCACCAAAGCACAGCCACUGGCGAUUCCCUCUGUAACGAAAUGUCAGCGCUCAUGCACGAUUACGAGACCGUGUCGCGAAUGGCUGACCUCGCUGCCUCUAUGAGGACGCCGUACCCUGAGCUGGCUCCUGAAAUGUUCAGGGCUUUGCUGCAGAACAUACAGAAAAAUAUACAGAAAAAAGACGACGAAAUGGCGUGGGUGGAUUCAUGUUGCCUCCAACUGACGAUACGCGGGCGCGAAGAACCGGUGACGUUCCGAGCGAGCGAACCGGGCGCUCGCCUCGCGUGGGCCACCGAGCUACGAUUAGCUCAGUUAGCUCAGGCGUCCGCAAACUCGCCCGCCUGGCGAUUGCCCGCGCCGCAGCAAGCGCCUGCGCAUAAGAUGCCGUUAUUUGUAGCCGCUACGCCUGUAUACUCGUCCAAACAUUUGACCGAGGUGAGUGCGCUGCGGCUGUUUCUACACGUCAAGCGGCAGCCCGCGAGGCGCGUCAAUGCGGCGCGCGCGCUCCUUACUAUGGGUGUGCGCGGCGGGCGCGGCCGCCAGCCACGUGGCCGUGCUCGCGCACCGCGCCGCCAAGCUCAAGACGCUCGUCACGCUCGACCUGCCCGACACCAAGGUACACAGACACAGCACCCAGCGGCCCCAGCCACGUGGCCGUGCUCGCGCACCGCGCCGCCAAGCUCAAGACGCUCGUCACGCUCGACCUGCCCGACACCAAGGUACACAGACACAGCACCCAGCGGCCCCAGCCACGUGGCCGUGCUCGCGCACCGCGCCGCCAAGCUCAAGACGCUCGUCACGCUCGACCUGCCCGACACCAAGGUACACAGACACAGCACCCAGCGGCCCCAGCCACGUGGCCGUGCUCGCGCACCGCGCCGCCAAGCUCAAGACGCUCGUCACGCUCGACCUGCCCGACACCAAGGUACAUACACACAGCACCCAGCGGCCCCAGCCACGUGGCCGUGCUCGCGCACCGCGCCGCCAAGCUCAAGACGCUCGUCACGCUCGACCUGCCCGACACCAAGGUACAUAGACACAGCACCCAGCGGCCCCAGCCACGUGGCCGUGCUCGCGCACCGCGCCGCCAAGCUCAAGACGCUCGUCACGCUCGACCUGCCCGACACCAAGGUACAUACACACAGCACCCAGCGGCCCCAGCCACGUGGCCGUGCUCGCGCACCGCGCCGCCAAGCUCAAGACGCUCGUCACGCUCGACCUGCCCGACACCAAGGUACACAGACACAGCACCCAGCGGCCCCAGCCACGUGGCCGUGCUCGCGCACCGCGCCGCCAAGCUCAAGACGCUCGUCACGCUCGACCUGCCCGACACCAAGGUACAUACACACAGCACCCAGCGGCCCCAGCCACGUGGCCGUGCUCGCGCACCGCGCCGCCAAGCUCAAGACGCUCGUCACGCUCGACCUGCCCGACACCAAGGUACAUACACACAGCACCCAGCGGCCCCAGCCACGUGGCCGUGCUCGCGCACCGCGCCGCCAAGCUCAAGACGCUCGUCACGCUCGACCUGCCCGACACCAAGGUACAUACACACAGCACCCAGCGGCCCCAGCCACGUGGCCGUGCUCGCGCACCGCGCCGCCAAGCUCAAGACGCUCGUCACGCUCGACCUGCCCGACACCAAGGUACACAGACACAGCACCCAGCGGCCCCAGCCACGUGGCCGUGCUCGCGCACCGCGCCGCCAAGCUCAAGACGCUCGUCACGCUCGACCUGCCCGACACCAAGGUUACCUCCAUGGAAUAUGCAAAAGGACUCCGACAAGUGACCACGCUGUGCGGCGACACAGUGUGGCUCGGCACUGAGGACAAGAAGAUCAUCAUAUUCUCCGGCGUCGAACCGGAGAAGCAGGAGAAAUUAACUGAAGUCCAGACCAUCGCGGCCGUCACGCAGAUACGAUACCACUGCGAUUCCAUGUUCGUGGGACUCGCCAACGGACGAGUGUCGGUCUUCAGAAGGAACCACGACGACUCCUGGGCGCUACACGAACCACUCGCAAUAGAACUUGGCGAUAAACCAGUCCACUGCGUGCUACCGGUCGACGGAAUCGUCUACGCGACGUGCGCGCGACGCGUGUUCGCUAUCAACGCGCUCACAGCCGAAAUCAUGCGCAUAUUAGAACUCAAGGGUGACGACGACAGAUCAGUGAAAUAUCUCGCGCAUUCCGGCGUCGGAUUAUGGACCGCGUUCUCAGAUUCCACGUACGUCAGUCUAUACCACGCUGAGACGUUCGAGCAUCUGCAAAACAUUGACAUCGCUGCAGACGUAGCGAAGACCAUCGGUGCUAGGGAGGGAAGUAAACCCGCUCAUGUUUCCGCGUUGCUAGCGGGACAAGGGUUACUGUGGGUGGGGACAACCGCUGGCGUCACUGUGACCGUCCCCCUUCCUAAGCUAGAAGGACUGCCUCUCGUAGGAGGACACAUGGGAGUUUCCUAUCACGCUCACGCGGGACCGGUGACUUUUUUACUGUCAUUGGUGCCGGAAACUAGGGAAGUCGACGUGAACACGGUGCGACGGAAUCUGUCAAAUGCGCGCGCUCUAGCCAACUCAGCGACGUUACACGAAUUCAAAGAGGAGGAAGCAAAAGAGAAUGACAUCGAUAAACCUAAGCUAGAAAGGCGGAUAUCGGAGGAGACGAGCCCGUACCGGCCGCAGCGAGUUCAAUCCGCGGUCGUUCGCAGGAAGAAACCGGGAGACGUGCGGCUCAGCAAAACGCUGCCGAAGUGCGCCAACUUGAACGCGUGUGACGUAUACGGCUUAUUCGGGGACUUAAUGUUCGUGAAGGACUGCGUCGGGGAAGCCGACGUGAGUGGCUCCGGUGGCGAAGCCCUAAGACGGAGUGACCCCGAACUCGCCGCCAUUCCGUUCAGAGUUAGCACACUCGACCGCCGGCUACGAAUGCGGGCAGGCCGACCGAGGAGUCUCGAUCUAUCCAGCUGGUCAGUCGAUUCCCGCGCGUCGAGUCUCUGCACCUCAUCAGGCAGCGAGGAAUCGAUGGCCCUCCGCGGUGUUUCUCGAACAAGUUCGGGCGCUUCUGGGGCAGCGAGUCUGGCACCGGUUGCCGUUUCAACCCCAGACUCAACAUCGAGUAAAUCCACCGCAUCAGACCGUUCGAUAUCUAGGAGCGAUUCUGCGAACGCUCAAGAAACCAAAACGACCGGGAAGAGUGCAGCUAGGAGUUUAAGGGGCUCGGACUAUGUGUUAGGAGAGAGUGCGGCCCGAAGGUCCGUAGUGACGAUAGUAGGAGGGCGAGGGUACGUGGAUUGGAGGCAGACGGCUGACGCAGCCGAAAGGCCAGCGCCCGCCGCUGACCCCAACCCCAAAGACGCUCACCUCAUCCUCUGGGAAAUGCGCUUGUGACCUGCCCCAGUGACAAAACGGUACAUGACACCUCCAAUACCACAUGAAAUAUCUCAGAUUCAGUACGAUUUUUUCAAGGAAGAAUAGAAAUCGUCGAAACUACUUUUUGGCGGUUUCUAUUUCUAUUGGUCGUUGAAACAACACUUUAAAUCUACUACCGUAGAAAGUUGGUAACCGUAAUCCUCUAUAGUCCGACAAUUUGUGUAAAAUAUGUGUACAAUGCUUCGUUAAUAAUAAUUGAAUAUCGUAUAGAGAUUCUAUACCUUCAUUCGAAUUCAAAUUACAGGUAGGUAUUUAUAUCUGUUUAAAAUUUUCACUACAAGGGGUAAGCAGUGCUGUAUCACCCUGCAUUUGGAAUUUUUCGGAUUACCGCGAUUCUACUGGAUUUUUUGAACUGGUGUCAUAUACCCAAUGGUUAGGGAUUUUUGUACGCGCGUAAUUAUUUACGUGAGAGUAUCGGACGGGUCCGUUUUCAGGAUCCGAUUUUGUGUCAUAUUACGUAAUGUAAAUACCAGUGCGUGCUGUAUAUUCCACUUGAAUGGGCUAUUAUAGUGUAAUUAGUUUUAAACUCGUGCUAAAUAUUGUAAGUUGUUAAUUCCUAACACGCCUUAUUAUAUUGCGGUUUCGCACGUAAAGAGUAAGAUUUAUUUAAUUCGAAUAGAUUUACACUGAGUGUAAGGUUACGUGAUGAGCUUUAAAUUAUUUUUCGACGUUGCGGGCUUGCUUGUUGUUGGCCCUAUGUUUACAUUGGUUUUUGUAUAAUAUUGUGUAAGCGCUGGUGCAUUAUUUUUGUGAUCUUAUAUUGAACUGUUAUCGAUUAUAGUAAUAAAUAAAACCUAUAGACUCACAAAGCCGUGUUCAAUUUAAAUUUUUGUCUCUGUAUGAAUGUAAUAGAAUGAAUCGCCGGUUGUCAUGCAGUGAACCAUUAAAUUAUUAUAAGAACUAACCAAAUAGUGAGUAUUUCUUUAUUUUAUAUUCUGAUUUAAAUUAUGUGGUAUGAUCUUACAUCCCGCCAUAUUAUCAUAACGUCUAGAUGUUUAUUUGUAAAAAUGUAAUUAAACUCUAUUUACUGUUUAAUUUACUUUAUCGUACGUAAUUAAUUUAAAUUAAUACUUUAAAUUUUAUACGAAACCUAGUGGCCUUAUUUUUACAUUGAAAUUUCCAGUGUGUGUGAUUAUAAUCGUUUAAGCUUUAUUGUUAGACAUAAUUAUAAUGUCGCUUUAAGAAUUAGACUGAUUUAGCUUAAGCGUUAAAACGUACUAUUAGUUGAAUUUUUAGUGAUUAAGACGAAUCUACGACACGAACGAAUUUCACAAAAAUAAAACGGGUAUUUAUACCGGUGCAUAGUAAAUUGCGACUAAUGCAACGAGACAUGGGAUGCCUAAAACAUAUUUUCUUUUUCGAAAUCUCUAAUUUAAUGGAUCUCCUCGACCUCAUGUCUCAAGCUUAUUAAUAUGACAAAAAUACUACCACUACUAUAACGUUUUUUACUGUUUGUUAAAUAUUCAUAGUUGAAAAGGUUGUCUGUUUCCGUCACAAAGUUGUUAACGUUUGCAAAAGUUCACGGUUCAAUUAUUCACAGUCCAUACUUGAGUUUAGUACUGUUAAGUCGUUAGAUUGUUAUUUUCGGUCAGUAAAACAUGAAAAUAAACGUUUACGUACAAAUCCAAAGAGGCAAUUUUUUUUUUCAGUGUAGCUAAUGCUAAAUUAGUGUUUCGGGUUAUUUUUUCGUUUCACAGCUUUCAAUGUGCCAAAUUGUAAAAUAUCAGAUGUAUUUGUUUAUAUUGUACAGAGAUUUAAUUACGAUUGUGUUUAUUUUGUUUAUAUUACUUCCGUACAGGUUUUUCAUUAUUUUUCUGUUUGUUUGAACCAUGAAAUUACAAUAUGUUAACUUUCUCGAAUAUCCUGAAUUUUGUACUGAAAUCAAAAUGUCUUUAUUUAUACUACAGAAUGUCACAACUUAUAUGUACUAAGGUGUAAAUAAAUUCUAAGUUUAUAUGUAUACACCUGUA